Molecule: messenger RNA, 4324 nt
Organism: Thamnophis elegans (Western terrestrial garter snake)
Lineage: Eukaryota; Metazoa; Chordata; Lepidosauria; Squamata; Natricidae
Gene: BAP1
Product: BRCA1 associated protein 1
Exons: 17
Coding region: 139-2322 (727 amino acids)
Biological process (GO): protein deubiquitination; ubiquitin-dependent protein catabolic process
Cellular component (GO): cytoplasm
Molecular function (GO): cysteine-type deubiquitinase activity
Source: RefSeq, a predicted model, not a curated record
GGGUCACUCCUCCUUCCCGUCUGACCAGGGAGGCCGGACUGUAAGCGCGGACCGGAUGUUCCCGGGGAAACCCGGAGGUAUGGUUCCCCUCCGGGCGCCCGGGAACCGUCAUGGCGUUGAGGCCUGACUAGGGGGAAGAUGAAUAAGGGCUGGCUGGAGCUGGAGAGCGACCCCGGGCUCUUCACACUCUUAGUAGAAGAUUUUGGUGUUAAGGGAGUACAAGUUGAAGAAAUUUAUGAUCUACAGAGCAAAUGCCAAGGACCUGUGUAUGGAUUUAUCUUCCUUUUCAAAUGGAUUGAAGAACGUCGGUCCCGACGGAAAGUUUCUACUUUGGUAGAUGAGACAUCAGUGAUUGAUGAUGACAUUGUCAACAACAUGUUCUUUGCUCACCAGCUGAUUCCCAAUUCUUGUGCCACACAUGCACUGUUAAGUGUACUCCUGAAUUGUAACAGUGUGGAUCUGGGGCCAACACUGAGCCGAAUGAAAGAAUUUACCAAAGGUUUUAGUCCAGAGAGCAAAGGCUACGCCAUUGGGAAUGCCCCAGAACUGGCCAAGGCCCAUAACAGCCAUGCUAGACCAGAACCGCGACAUUUACCAGAAAAACAGAAUGGAAUUAGUGCUGUACGGACCAUGGAGGCUUUUCAUUUUGUCAGCUAUGUUCCCAUUAAAGGGCGGCUCUUUGAACUGGAUGGCCUAAAGGUUUACCCUAUUGAUCAUGGGCCCUGGGCAGAAGAUGAGGAAUGGACAGACAAAGCCAGGAGGGUUAUCAUGGAGAGGAUUGGACUUGCUACAGCAGGGGAACCAUAUCAUGACAUCCGCUUUAACUUGAUGGCUGUGGUACCCGACAGGAGAAUGAAGUAUGAAUCUAAGCUACACAUCUUAAAGGUGAACCGGCAAACUGUACUGGAAGCUUUGCAGCAGCUCAUCCGAGUGACUCAACCAGAACUGGUGCAUACCCAGAAAUCUCAAGAGCUCCAGACUCCUGAGGAGCCCAGGACAGCCAACAGCAAGAGCUCUACCCCACUGGAAACAGGAAGAACUCAAGUAAUUCCAGAGAGCUCCCAGGCAGAGGGUACUGAGGAUUCCAGAGCCCAGGACUUGCCUGCCUCAACCCAGAGCCCUCCAAGCAAGGCAAAGCUGAGCAGCAAACCACAUGUGAGCAGCAUAAAUGGGGCCCUAUCAGCCCCCAACCCCAUCGUGCAAAGGCUGCCGGCUUUCUUGGAUAACCACAACUAUGCUAAGUCACCUAUGCAGGAGGAAGAGGACCUUGCAGCAGGAGUGGGCCGAAGCCGAGUCCCAGUCCCGCAGCACCAGCAAUACUCUGAUGAUGAGGAUGACUAUGAUGAUGACGAGGAUGAGGAAGUGUGUAAUACCAAUCCUGCCAUCAGUUACAAGAGGAAAGGCCUUGUGAAACAGGAGCACCUGAUGGGGAGCGGAGACACCCAGCUGUCUAUGCUGCAGCCCAACACCAUCAAUGUCCUUGCGGAAAAGCUGAAGGAAACUCAGAAGGACCUCUCCAUUCCCUUGUCUAUUAAGACUAGUAGUGGAGGCACAGCAGUAGCUGUUGUUGCCCACUCUCAACCAUCUCCCACACCCAGCAAUGAAAGCACGGACACUGCCUCAGAGAUCGGGAGUGCUUUCAAUUCCCCUCUUCGCUCCCCCAUCCGAUCAGCCAAUCCCACUCGCCCUUCCAGUCCUGUCACUUCUCAUAUCUCCAAGGUGCUGUUUGGGGAAGAAGAGAGCCUGCUCCGUGUAGACUGUAUACGCUACAAUCGGGCUGUGAGAGAUUUGGGUCCCAUCAUCAGUACGGGUUUGUUGCACCUCACAGAGGAGGGAGUUUUCUGCCCUCUUACUGUCACAGAGGGUGCAAAAACCUCUCCUCCAUCUAACAAAUCGAAUGAAGAGGUUCAGAUUAUUGUAAAAGCAGAAGCAGUGGACUCUACUGAGCCACGUGACAGCAAGGAGAAGACUGGAAUUGGCAAGUCUACUGAUCCCCCUGCUGGGGAAAAAUAUGUUCCUAAAGAGCUCCUGGCAUUGCUUAAGUGUGUGGAGGCUGAAAUUGCAAACUAUGAGGCCUGUUUAAAGGAGGAAGUAGAGAAAAGAAAGAAAUUCAAGAUUGAUGAUCAGAGAAGAACUCACAAUUAUGAUGAAUUUAUAUGUACUUUUAUCUCCAUGUUGGCACAAGAAGGAAUGUUGCCUAGCCUUGUUGAACAAAACAUCUCUGUUCGUAGACGGCAAGGGGUCAGCAUUGGGCGUCUCCAUAAGCAGCGAAAGCCCGACCGACGGAAACGUUCCAGGCCAUAUAAAGCUAAACGUCAAUAGUCUCAACCUUUGGACAGGACUCAAUAUCCUCUGCUUGCCUCUCUGGCAAUACGGUGCAUAUUUCAUGUACUUCUUCACCAACCAGAGAGCGCUCCGGACAGAGCUUUGCACUGAAAUUGUCUUCAUGUGACCAGUAUUAGUGUGACUACAUCUACCUGUAUUCAACUGGAUUUUAGACAUUGCUCUGGUGGUUUACCAUUUGGGCAUCCAAAGAUAAAGUUUCCCUCCAGAAGUGGAUGUGAGAAGCAUAAAGAGUAGGACCAUUUGAGUGUUUGGCUGACACUGCACUUGAAUAUGUUACUUAGCAACCUAAACCAAUAUGCAGUGCAUCUUGCAGUAGCAUACGGCAGUCUUCAGAGGUUUUACAUGAAUAUUGCUUAAAAAGAAAUAAGUAAAAUCUUUGCAGUUUUGUAGAAGUGCAUUUCGGUUAAGUUGAUGCAUUGUUCAGUUCAGAGAGAGUCAGAAUGUGCUAUGUCCUCGGGAUUAGCUAUUUCCAGAGGAACAAAUAUCUGCAUUACAUCUUUAAGUGUGUGUUUCCUGAAUCCAGUUCAUCCCUAUCAUUUUCAGGUAGCAAUGACCCUCAUUCUGUUGAACUAUACAUAAGGCUCCCUUCAAAUCCCAACUGGUCUUCAAAUCCUGCUAAUUUUUCUCUUGAUUUCCCCCACCCCCAAACUGGUGCGGUCGCAGAGAAGAGAACUUCCUUUAUGGGUUUUAUAUGUCCAGAGUAAGGUCCUUUGAUGUGAGUGUAUUUUUGUUCAUCUGUAACAGCAUGUAGGCCUUGUAGUCUGGAAGCUGCUUUCUUUUCUUUUGUAUGUAUGGAAGCUAUGCACAUACCAUGAUUCAAAUCGUGGAAUUAACUUAUUUUUUUUAUAUUUUCUUUGGCAGUGGCUUCUUUUUACUCAAAUCCCUAAAACCAUUUUUAGGAAAUCAAACCAUGUGUGGAGAGACAAGGUGGCUGGGUGAUACAAAUUGCCAAAUGAAAAUACUGAAAGAUGCACACACAUAGACCAUCCUUUUUUUAUAGCGAACUAUUAGGACCAACAUUUUGAGAGAGAUCAGGAUAAACCCCUUCAAUGGGGAUACGAAUCAUUGUUUGGGUUUUUUUCCCCAUGCUUACACUUCAGGGAAAAAUGGAAAGAUUCUAUAGCAAAAUAAUCCCUCUACUUAAUGUAAUCUUACAGUCAAGAAGUAGAAUAAUGAACUUUGCAGGUAUCUUAUAGUGUAAGGAUAAGGGAAAUGUAACUCAUUUGAAAGCUUGGAAAGGUGGAGAACCUCUGCAAACUGUAGGUCCUCUGACAAGAUAGAACACAAAGUAAUAAUUUUGCAUUACUGAGUAAAUGGUAUCCCUUUCCUAUUGAUUAUGGCUCAGGUUGGAGCAUCUGGCUUAUUAUUCUGCAAGAGUAUAGAUGAUAUUUGGCCAGCAGGAUCUGGUUAUCAUCUGCCUUUGUCUUCCAGAGCUGCCUCAGCACCUCUCAUUCCAGUCCAUUUACAGACUCUUAAUUGCAGUGUAAUCAGUUACCUACCUAGCCACUCCUAAGACAAGUGUUGUUACCAACUUCUCCUUAUUUACGUGGCUUUAUCUUUGUCCUGUAAGAACAGUCCUUUGUCAAUACGGCAGAUUUAUAAAUGUUUUUAAGCUUUGGCAGAAUGAUAGCAAAUUUGCAUUAAAUUAUGCUAGCUGAUGUCCAGAGGAAUAUUGCAAAUUGUUUUUGGAAGAACAGUUUAACGCUUCCUCUGCAACUUUUAUUCCAUGAAUAUGUACAGUUGAGUCUCUUAGUAUAGAUAUUAAAAUCAUCAUGAGACUCAAAAGAAGAUCAAUGUGAAAAGGGAAUAGUUCCUGAGAAGAUGGUGAAAUAUAUUUGCUUUCUUUGCAAAUAUGUACAGUGCCUGACUGUAAAAUUACUAUUUUUAUUUGUUGACAGAAUCACCUGUCUCUUGCAUUGUCAAGUGCUGUAAAUAUAUCAGUUCUGUUAAAAAUAAAAUGUAUCUCUAGCCUUCUGGA